GCUGUCUUCGCUGUGAUGAGCGUGACUCCACACGCAAAGCUCAGUGAGGAAGUUUUAGCGGCUGCUGUGAAACUCCAUUAUGAGCAGCAAGGCUUGCCAGUUGGAGUAGCCAUUCAAGCUUUGGAAGCUUUUGCAGCGCGGGUGGCACUUGGUCUCAAGAAGGUGGUGACAAAGUUUCGGGAUGUCUACCGUCAGAGCCCUCAUGGGGCAAAGUCGAAAGCGAUUCAGGGCUUGAAGCAACGCUUGCAGCAAGAAGGAGAGUCAGCUCCAGAUGCAAAGGCUGAGGACAAACAUGCCAAAGAAGAAGAUCUUGAACAGCUGGCUGCUCCACCUGAUUGGGCUCAAGUUCUGGCAGAGAAAGUGAAGAAAAUGAAGGAACAGAAAGCUGCUGCGUUGGCUUCAGCUCCUGUAGAACCUGCCAAAGCAGAUGGGCCUGAGGAAAGACCUAUCCCUACACCGGCUCGGUCCAAUGUGUUACCAAAGUUCGUUUUGGAAACACUGCAAAAAGAAAAAACUGCAGAACCUGUGGCUCCUUUCAGUGUUUGGGAGAAGGGUGCAAAGGAGGAUGUGUGUGCUGACGCUCUGAAAGAUGAUGGCCAGAAGAAGAAACAAACAACCAGAAAAAAUGCAAAGAAAAGCCAAAAGAAAAACAAAAAGGCUGUUGUUGCUGAUGACGAAGUUGAGAAUGGCUUGGGUGGGGAGGUCCCGGUUGCUGGCUCGUCCAAGGAAAAGGAAGUAGUUGCUGAGGGUGCUUGCGUUGUGAAGUAUGAGCCCCAGAUCUUCUUGCAGAAGAAAAGGGAUUUCAUUGAGACACAGCGAGCUGCCAAAAGCAUUGGCUACAGAGAAGCAGAACAGUUGUGGAUGCAAAGUGGUGAGAGGGCAUCCUAUUUGCAGACGCUGUCGCUCAAAGAGCUGAAGCGCAGACGGUUCAUGUAA
Durusdinium trenchii is the source of this 936-nucleotide messenger RNA. The record is from the annotation of a GenBank genome assembly. Lineage: Eukaryota; Dinophyceae; Suessiales; Symbiodiniaceae.